GCGGAAGUGACGGCGGUAGUGGCGGCGGCGGCGCGGGGUGAAGGGGAAGAAGGGUGUCUGAAUACCGAUGAAUGAGCUGUGAUGGAUAACAAGGACUCAGAAGCUGAGAUCCACCCUCUGAAGACUGAGGAUGUAAAAGCUCAGGAGAACCAUGAAAACUUUGUGGAGAGGAGGAUUGUCAAGUCCUCGGGGCUGUCCCGGCUGUCCCGAUGGCGCACUGCUGCCUUCUUCAUCUCCCUGUUCCUCUGCCUGAUCAUUGUGUUUGCUUUCUCCUUUAUCAUUCCCUGCCCAGAGAGGCCAGUUUCGGAAAGAACAUGGUUCCAAUACUUCAACAGUGCAGUGCCCUACCAGUUCCUUGCUUUAGAAGAUGUGAAUGAAGACAAAGUACAAGAUGUGCUCUUUGCUUUCAAAUCCAGCAAUGGCAGCAGCAGCUUCAACAUGUCCUGUCUGGAUGAAGGGCUGCCGUCUCCCUGUGCCUUCAUUGCUGCCAUGUCAGGCACGAAUGGCAGCGUGCUCUGGGAGAGCCCUGCUGCGAAGGACGUGCAGUGGCUGCAGUGUGGCAUCCAGCAGCUGGGCACGGCGGGGGGCCCGGGCUGCCUCGUGGUGGAGAAGCCACUGUCCCUUACAGCAGUCGACCUGCAGACAGGGGCAGUUCUAUGGAGGCAAUCCAGUGACUUUGGAGCUAAUGAUACUGUGCUGACUCCUUUGUCAGUGAUUCCAGAUAUGGAUAAUGAUGGAGUUGAGGACCUGAUAAUCUUUAUUACUAAAGGAGGCCAGGUGAAGACCUUCAUCCAUUCAGGAAAAACUGGCCAGCAGAUCGGCUCCACUGGCAGCCUGAGCAUGGAUGGCAACGCUCGCUACAUCAGACUGCACCUGCACUCCUCCUCCUACUUCCUUUUCUACACAGAGAACUCUCUGUAUGCAUAUUCCCUGCAAGAUCUGUGCAGUGCAGCACUUGGGAUGGAAGUUAAGCUUCCCAACUUCCAGCCGGAUCCUUACUGGGAGAAGCACAUUGACCAUACCACACACCGCGCAUCCCUUCUCAGAUUUAGAGACAUUCACUACCUGGCAAAAGUUCCCGAGCACUCACAGGACAGCAUCUUGGUGGUGGACUCAGAGAUGGCUACACUGAUCAACACAAAAGAUCUCCGCACUGUGUGGACCCUCAACGUGUCCCGUGCUUUGAGGGAGCCACUGUCCGGUUACUACAAACCUGAUGUCCACAGUAUUGUCCUGGAGAGUGAAAUUGGACCCAACAGGAAGAAGGUUAUGAUUGUUGAGAGUGGAUCUGGAGCAGUCCAGUGGGAGCUGGAGCUGAACUCGGGAGCAGAGGGCCCUGGCCCAGCCACGCUUCCCACUGCGGAUCACCGCUCUGCCUUCCUCUUGUGGGGAGACUACCGGCAGCCAGGCAAUGAGACAAGACACAGAGCUCCUCUCUCAAAGCUGUACCUUUUCCAUCCUUCCUACACUCACGUCCUGUUGGAGCUCCGUGACAGCACAGACCAGAUCAUUGCGUUCACUGCGGCGCUGUUCGAGCGGAGCCAUCACGCCUGCUAUGUGCUGCUGCGGGGCCCCCAGCCUGGCAAGGGGCCAGGCCUCGUGUCCCUGAUGAAGAGGAAGCUGAAGGAGGAUGUCUUGGUGAGCAAAGUGAUCUGGCUGCGCCACAUGGACGGGGACAACGAGCAGCACAUCCGGGACCGCCUCUACAGGAUGCGAUUCCAGAGCCGAGAUUGAACUUGCCGAGGAGUGGGAAGAGGCUGUCUCUGCUCUGCAGCCAUGCUCUCAACAAGCCCAGAGCCUGGAUUCCGAUGGGAAGCUGCCUUUCUUUAUCCACAGACCAAAGUGUGGUUGGCAGGGAAGCACCCCCAGUGUCUAGGGACCCGCAGGCUGUGGGGGCAGCUGCCAGAGCAUCCGUCCUCAGAGCUGCUGGGACUUCAGUGCUUGGCCACCACUGAAGUGUCAUCAGCUCAGGGAGGAGGGCUUUCCCCUCCAUCCCUCUGUGCCCACAGAACUGUGCUGACUCAGGAUUGUAUCUGGAGGAAAACAUGUACUUGCUGAGAUGCUGGAGUUGAUGAUUUCUGGGAUGUCUGAGAAAUGGAGUUCGCUGUGUGGUGUUAGAUUUCCCUUCUGAGUCAGCUCUCCUGGCUGGGGAGAGGUGCUUGGCAGCAGGUUGAUAUGCAAUUACCCUCUCCUGGAUUUGGGCCCUGCUUCAGUAGUGGUGGGAGGUGUGUGGUGACCCCAGCCAUGGCUGUGUUGUGUCUUGUGUCACUUGGGCCAGCAAAGCACAGGUUAAAGUGUCAUUCUACCUAGCAAAUGGCCUUUUCUCCCAAGAACAGCCCCACGUGUCCCACUUCACAGUCACCAGAUUACCUGUGUCCUCUGCUGCUUCCUUCCCAGCCAGGCUGUGCAGUGUUGGUGGGAGCUCAUCCUCUCACCUCAUCCAUCAAUGUUCCUUCCUCCCUUCAGUCUGCUUACAGGUGGUGAGAGAUCCCCCCUGAGCUCAGGCUGGCUGCUCUCUGGAGGUACCACCACCACCUCUCCAGAUUUAAGGAACCAGAGGAUCUGGCUUGAGUAGAAUUGCACUUUAACCUUUUCUGGGAGCUGGGAUUGCUGCUCUGGGAAGCCCUGUACCCAAGUGGCAGUGCCAGCACCCUGCUCAUUCAGCC
Molecule: messenger RNA, 2666 nt
Organism: Pseudopodoces humilis (Tibetan ground-tit)
Lineage: Eukaryota; Metazoa; Chordata; Aves; Passeriformes; Paridae
Gene: FAM234A
Product: family with sequence similarity 234 member A
Cellular component (GO): cell surface
Molecular function (GO): protein binding
Source: RefSeq, a predicted model, not a curated record